Messenger RNA from Iphiclides podalirius (scarce swallowtail), 975 nucleotides. The record is from the annotation of a GenBank genome assembly. Lineage: Eukaryota; Metazoa; Arthropoda; Insecta; Lepidoptera; Papilionidae.
AUGCACGUAGAAAAUUAUGUCGAGACGAAAUGUUUUUUUACUGGAAGUUGGGAUGAUGAUGAAAAUUCAAUAAAAGUGUGGAUUUUGGAAAGUUUAAAUGAAGAUGAGGAUGUUGAAUAUCCUAAACAAAUUUCUGAAUAUAAAGUUGAUGGUGAUGUCACAGAAAUCAAGUUUACAAAUAAAACUUCAAUAGCAGUUUCUACGUCUGACGGAAACGUUCGACUGCUUGAAAUAAGCGCAUAUAAUAGGCAGACCCCACUUAGGGAAAUAUUUUCGUGGGAAAAAUUACACAGUUUCGGAGAGGAACUGUGCUCAUGUACCACAUUAGACACUUUGGAAGGUGACAUAGCUACAGUUGGAGAAGACGGAAAUAUAAACAUUCUGAGCAGUAGAAGAGGGGAGGUCACUAGGUCUAUUAAAGGAGCAGACAGCUGUUCCUUACAUUCCAUUUGCUUCUUAAAGCACAAUGAAGUUAUUACUGGUAACUUACGAGGACAUAUGAAGAUAUGGGAUCUGCGUUCAUCAGAUAACAAACCAGCUGCGUCGUUUUUACUAGCAGGUGACGAAUUAGCUGCCACAUGUAUUAUCAAUCAUCCCACACAGCCACAUUUCAUCCUGGCUGGCAGUGAGUCUGGUUCUCUAGCCGUCUGGGAUAUACGCAUGAACUCUUUCCCCUCCUCUCUACUGAAAGCGCAUGCAGCAGGAGUUACAGAAAUGCAAUUCCAUCCAGAAAACCCGAACAAACUACUAACAAGCUCAUUAUCUGGAGAACUUUGGGACUGGAAUAUGGAAGCAAUGACAAAAUGCAGCAAAACAUCUGAAAAUUGGAUGCCUCUCGAAGACAAAAAUGCCAUGUCUGUCAAUGCGCUCAUGCCACCAUUGCAUAAAGCAAUAAAUACAAUUCAUUGUGACAAAGGGAGGAUUCUUUGUGGUGCAGACAAUGAAGCUUUAUAUUUAAUUAAGAAUUUUAAAUAU